This is a messenger RNA of Morchella importuna, 954 nucleotides long. RefSeq lists its product as uncharacterized. The transcript is spliced from 3 exons. The record is from RefSeq and is a predicted model, not a curated record. Bases 1 to 954 code for a protein of 317 amino acids. NCBI's taxonomy places the organism in Eukaryota, Fungi, Ascomycota, Pezizomycetes, Pezizales, Morchellaceae.
AUGUACAAACAUGGUCAUGAGUAUAUUCCGGAUGACCUGUUUACUAUUGGAGAUAUCUUGGAAAAUUCAAAAUCGACUCUUGGCUAUCUGUACGAUUUGGGUGAUGACUGGGUGCACCACAUUGCUGUUGAAGCAAUCUUCCCGGAAGCUGACUCUGACGGUUCUUUUGUUUUUCUCGACGGUAAAGGUGCUUGCCCGGCUGAGGAUAUGGGCGGCGGAGAUUGGAAGCACACCCUCGAGGCCCUAGAAAGAGCCCCCGAAGACCGCUUUCUCAACCGUCAGAUUGGCGGCGCUCUGAACUAUCGGGGUACCGAAGGUACGAAGAGUCCUGACUGGUUCUUUGACCCGCAUAGGUUUGAUAUGGACGAAGCCGCAUUACGCGUUAAAGACUCAAUAUCCUCACGUACAUCGAUGCCAGCAGGUGCCAAGAUUAAUGUUCUCCUACCGACAACUGCAGAAGGACAUUUCAGAGGAACUGGAGAUUGUCGUGGAAACUAUCCACGAAAGUCAAGGGCUAUCUACACCGAACAUACACUCCACGGGUAUGUAGGGUAUAUUAUGGAGGUUAUCCGUGACGGACCAGAGCCAAGGAACAGCGCUAUCUGUGACGAAUGUGGGAGGCCAAAUACCCUAAAGCGUUGCAAGAUAUGUAACAGUGCGUGGUAUUGUUCAGCAAGAUGUCAAAGGAGGCGUUGGCCAAAUCAUAAGAUCCAGUGCAGGCCGCGGAACGAAGCACAUAUAUCAUCACUAUUGAAAGCGCUUACAUUGGGCUCUGAUUCUGGGACCUCUGCAUCCGUGGUCUCUACGUCCAUGGUCUCUGCGUCCCCGGCAGCUGCGGCCACUGCGGCCUCUCUAGGAUCUCUGGGAUCCAUGGCCUCUCUGGACUCUCUGGGCUCUAUGGGAUCUAUGGACCAGAUUGAUUCAUUGGCUUCGAAUUCCACAUUUGACGAAUAA